AUGGAUGGGCCAAACCACACCACAGUGACCCAUUUCGUCUUCUUGGGGCUAACCAGUAACCAGGGUCUGGGGCUGGCUUUCUUUGUAAUCUUCUCCAUAAUCUAUCUGCUUAUCCUAAUCGGGAACCUCCUCAUCAUCGUCACUGUGGCUUGUGACCGCUGCCUCCACACCCCCAUGUACUUCUUCUUGGGCAACCUCUCUUUCAUCGACAUCUGCCAUUCCUCGGUCACUGUGCCAAAGAUGCUCUUCGAUUUCCUGUUCAUCCAGAAGACCAUCUCCUUCAGGGGCUGUAUAGCACAGCUCUUCUUCCUCCACCUCUGUGCCUGUGCAGAGAUCUUCCUCCUCACCAUCAUGGCUUACGACCGUUAUGUUGCCAUCUGCUGCCCACUGCAAUACCUGUCCCUAAUGAGCCUGAAGGUCUGUGCUUGGUUGGUGGGGGCCCUGUGGGUGGGAGCAAUAAUCCACUCCCUCGUGCAGACCGUUCUCACCCUCCGCCUCCCGUAUUGUGGCCCCAAUGUCAUCGACAGCUUUUUCUGUGAUGUCCCCCCAGUGAUCAAGCUGGCCUGCACCGAUAGCUACUGGACUGGGGUUCUCGUUGUGUCCAACAGCGGCAUGAUCUCCGUAGUUUGCUUCCUGGCUUUGCUGGGUUCCUAUGCUGUCAUCUUGGUCUCCCUCAGAGGACGGACAGCUGAGUGCCGGCGCAAAGCCCUCUCCACCUGUGCUUCCCACUUGCUUGUCGUGGCUUUAUUCCUGGGGCCUUGCAUCUUUAUUUACACCCGCGUUGCCUCCAACUUCUCAGCGGACAAAAUGGUGGCGGUUUUCUACACAGCGGUGACCCCUGUGCUCAAUCCUCUGAUCUACACACUGAGAAACAAAGAGGUGAAGAACUCCAUGAAGAGGCUCAGAAACUGGCGAAAGGUCUUCUCCAUGAGAAAAUGA
Elgaria multicarinata webbii is the source of this 939-nucleotide messenger RNA. RefSeq names its product olfactory receptor 4E2-like. Gene Ontology annotation, biological process: G protein-coupled receptor signaling pathway. Gene Ontology annotation, molecular function: olfactory receptor activity; G protein-coupled receptor activity. Gene Ontology annotation, cellular component: plasma membrane. The coding region runs from base 1 to 939 and encodes 312 amino acids. Lineage: Eukaryota; Metazoa; Chordata; Lepidosauria; Squamata; Anguidae. The record is from RefSeq and is a predicted model, not a curated record. The transcript has a single exon.